Molecule: messenger RNA, 528 nt
Organism: Aplysia californica (California sea hare)
Lineage: Eukaryota; Metazoa; Mollusca; Gastropoda; Aplysiida; Aplysiidae
Product: fatty acid-binding protein, liver
Exons: 4
Coding region: 14-436 (140 amino acids)
Biological process (GO): fatty acid transport
Cellular component (GO): nucleus; cytosol
Molecular function (GO): fatty acid binding
Source: RefSeq, a predicted model, not a curated record
GAACUAAAGCACGAUGGUGGACAAAUUAUUUGGCUACUGGAAGUUGGAAAAGAAUGAGAACUUUGACAAAUACAUGGUGGAGAAUAAAGUGAACAUGGUACUGCGUAAAGUCGGCAACACGAUCACGAGUUACGAGGAAAUCUCGCGAGAGGACGACCAAUGGACCAUCAACAUCACGUCAACAUUCAAAAGUACAAAACUUGUCUUCAAGCUGGGCGAGCCAUUCGAGGAAAAGACCAUGGAUGGGCGUACCAUGAAGUCAACAUUCAGUAUAGAAGGAGACACGCUGGUAUGUCUACAAGAUCCAAUCAAAGACGGCGAUAUUCCCUCCAGGUUUGUGCGUGAAGUCAACGAGGAUGGAAAAAUGGUCUUGACAUGUAUCGCCAUCCCAACAAAUGUGGUUGCCAAGAGAUAUUUCCAACCGUGCCAGAAGUAGGCGUGUUCAACAUAAUAACAUUUUCUUUUCUAUUGAUUAUACUGUUCUUACUUUGAUUAACAUUUUAACAUGUCACCUAUACUGAACAUUCA